UUUAUGUACUGCUUUCGAUUCCCCAAUAUGGUUUAAUAACCCUAGGGGGUACCUCGGAUAACGUAGCAGUCUAGUUCUUACAACAGAAUGUCGUGGUUAUCUCUUUCAGAUGAAGCUUAUGCGGGCCGGGGAUCUUGACUAUUUUAAGAAAUUCUACCGCAUGACCCCGCAAGAGUAUGAUUACGUGCUCAAACUUGUAGAAGACGACCUUCGACGUUCCUAUGUGUGCAGGGAACCAAUUAGUGCAUCGGAGCGGUUGGCCAUGACGCUGAGGUACCUAUCGUCAGGAGAUCCUGUAAAGGAUGUCGCACUGGCCUUCCGUGUGGGCAUAUCGACUGCAAGAGCUGCCAUUAUCGACACAUGCAAGAGUCUGUGGGAAAGGCUGAGGCCCCUCUACAUGCCGACUCCCAGCACUCAGGUAUGGCAGGACAUCGCUAUGGAAUUUCAGAGACUCUGGCAAUUUCCAAACUGCGUCGGAGCAGUCGACGGAAAGCAUGUCCAGAUGCAGGCACCUGUUAGGAGCGGCUCCCUAUAUUUCAAUUACAAGGUGUGAUAAUCUUUACAUUUAAUAGAACCUUUCAAGCAUUAAUAGCAUUUAUGGCCAUAGUGUGUUAUGCGCGUAUCGUGCACUUCCCCUUUUUUUCAUUUUGUGUGGCAUCCCCCU
Ixodes scapularis (black-legged tick) is the source of this 664-nucleotide messenger RNA. Its product is annotated as protein ANTAGONIST OF LIKE HETEROCHROMATIN PROTEIN 1-like. Lineage: Eukaryota; Metazoa; Arthropoda; Arachnida; Ixodida; Ixodidae. Bases 110 to 553 code for a protein of 147 amino acids. The record is from RefSeq and is a predicted model, not a curated record. The transcript has 3 exons.